UGUUUUUAAGAACAUAAUGUCAGAAAAUAGUUAUUUUUAGUAUUUUUUUGUAACUAUGCAUUCAAUAAAUUUUAUUUCAGAUCUAAAUUUUAUUUUAUGUAUUAUUUAAACAACCUUUUAAACAUUACCGCGGAUGAACACAAUAAUGAUGUCAUCGAAUGUGUAUGUUUGUGAUCAGGAAAUAAUUUUUGUUAUUCUCCAAUGUGAAUUCAAAAAGCUAAGUCGAUUUAUCAAAUGGUGCUCAUAGUGAAAACUAUGGACUAGUUUUAGCCACAAACCCCGCACCGUAAGGUGCUUCGGCACAAAAGAAUAAUCAUGGCGUUUUUUCAAGAUGUUUUCUCUACCAACCCUGUAUUUCUGGUGGUUCGGGUUAUACACAACAUUCAAAAUGAUGGAUUACGAUCUAAACUUGGAGGGGUGGCUGGAAGAUGCCACCCUCUUUCAUUCCAAUGAGCUCAGUGACUUCAGUUUAAACUUUGAUCUUGAGAAUGGGAAGACAAAUGAUGCAGCUGUCCAAGUUACUGACUUUAAUGAUUUACCCUGGUAUGAUGAGAAGGUGGAUUUAUCCAUAUUUGAAGAUACCAAGAACAUUCAGUUUUCUGAGACCGAUUUUGAUGAGUUAUUAUCAAUAAUUGGCAGUAACUCGGACAAUUCUUAUUUGUCUUCAGAAAUUCAAAAUGCAAGCAAUAUUGAUGCCUUUAAUUUUGAUUUAAAUGUUCAAAGCCAAGUUGCUUCACCCGGCAGUUCAAUUUACCCCUCUUCUCCGGGCUAUGAAACAGCAGAAGUGCAUUCACCAUCUGAAUCUGUAGUAUCAGAAGUUGGUUCACCAUCUGAAUAUCUUUACUCCCCUGAAUGUGAGCCAAUAUCUGAGGCUGAUUCACCUUUGAGCUGUGUUUCAGAAGUUACUAUUGAUUCACAAAUUUCUGCUGAUUUCGACUUGUCAGUAGGCAAUUAUGAAUCUACCUAUGAUUCAAAUGGGCCAAACACCAUGCCUGCAGUGUUUGUCACAGUUGUGGGUGGACAGCAUGCGUCACCUGAUGAGGUCGCAGAGGCUUUGACUAUUGAAGAAGUGUCCAGUUCUAUCAGGAAUAAAAAAUACGUGGGGAAAGUGAAGGAGAUUCCUAAAGUUCAUGUGUCUCUCAAAAAUGCUUUCCAUCCAUAUUCUAAGGCAACUUCAAAAAGGGGAAGCAAUAAAGCUGAGCGUAAGAAAAUUCAGAACAAAGAAGCAGCUGCCCGCUAUAGAGUAAAAAGGAGGAUAGAGGAGAAGGGGCUGUCUGAUGAAGUUUCUGGCUUAGAAGCAGAGCAACAAAAAUUGCAAUCUAAGCAUGAUGAUUUGCUUACAGAAAUUAAGUAUUUAAAGAAAUUAAUGCGGGAAAUGUUAGAGCGUAAAGGAUUAAUUUAAAAUUCGGUUUUUACUUAUCAUUUUUGUAUAUGCUGUAGUAGUGGGCUCAUUGUGUUUGUGUUCUCAACCACCUGUAUUUUAUUCUUUUUACAUUAGAUCAUUAAAUGUGAAUUUAAAAAAAAAA
Messenger RNA from Parasteatoda tepidariorum (common house spider), 1526 nucleotides. RefSeq names its product bZIP transcription factor crc (gene crc). Gene Ontology annotation, molecular function: DNA-binding transcription activator activity, RNA polymerase II-specific; RNA polymerase II transcription regulatory region sequence-specific DNA binding. The record is from RefSeq and is a predicted model, not a curated record. Gene Ontology annotation, biological process: regulation of transcription by RNA polymerase II. Gene Ontology annotation, cellular component: nucleus. Lineage: Eukaryota; Metazoa; Arthropoda; Arachnida; Araneae; Theridiidae.